AUGUUUAAUAAAUGGUUUAAACCUACAAUUCCUAUUUUGAGAAUUAAUUCAGGAAUUGAUUAUAAUAGUGCUAAAUUAGUUGAGGAAUCCUUAAAGCCACUUUCUAGAAUGAAAGCCUUAGCAGUUGUAAUUAAUUCCACAGGAGGUCUACUUGUUUAAGGAGAAUUAAUGAAAAAGAAAAUAGAAUUAUUUGCAAAAACUCAUAAAUUACCACUUUACACUUUUGCAGAAGAUUCUGCAUUAUCAGCUGGCUAUUAUUUAUUAUCAAUUGGAAAUAAGAUAUUUGUUGAUGAAGCAUCUUUAGUAGGUUCAAUAGGAGUACUAUAUUUGAAUCUGAAAAUUUAGAAUGUAACUAGGAGAUUAGGAUUUGAACCUAGAAAGUUUUCUUCAAAUAAGUAAAUUGAUUUAAAAUAUAUUUUAAAUAGAAUGCUCUUCCAAAAUUAUACAGGUUUAAAUGAUGAAAGGGAUGAAGGAAUGGAAAGUAUUAUAAAAGAUUAAUUUGGUAUAAUGAGAUAAUAAUUUUUUGAUCAUUGUGAUAAAUAUAGACCACAAUUAUAAAAAUAAGAUGCAGAUGUUAAAGAUUUAAUUUAUAAUGCUAAUAUAUUUACAGGAAAAGAUGCUGUUAAAUAUGGGUAAAUGAUUAAUAAAUAUAAUUUAUAGAUUGGCUGAUGAAAUUGGAAAUUUUGAAGAAGUUUUGAAUCGAAUUCAUCCAGAUUGUUAAUUAAUAGAUAUUACUAGAAUUCCUCUUGGUUAAUAUUAUAUAAUGAAAUAACAGUAAUCUUGAUAGAAUUCAAUAACCAUUUCAC
Paramecium sonneborni is the source of this 806-nucleotide messenger RNA. The record is from the annotation of a GenBank genome assembly. NCBI's taxonomy places the organism in Eukaryota, Ciliophora, Oligohymenophorea, Peniculida, Parameciidae.